This is a messenger RNA of Myotis daubentonii (Daubenton's bat), 1169 nucleotides long. RefSeq lists its product as uncharacterized. The transcript has 3 exons. Bases 1 to 906 code for a protein of 301 amino acids. Lineage: Eukaryota; Metazoa; Chordata; Mammalia; Chiroptera; Vespertilionidae. The record is from RefSeq and is a predicted model, not a curated record.
AUGGCGGCGGACGUGUGUGCUGUCGAGAACCGCCUGGAGCUGACGGCGGCCGCGGACGUGCGCCGUGCCCGACGUGUCCGUUUGUUGGAAUUAAGACUCCCCGUCCAUUUGCUUCGUGACCGCCUGUGGCCGGUGUGCGCGGCCUCCACAGCUCAGUCUGCAAGGCCCCGCAAGCCAGCCCGGCAGGGGCAGCCUGGUCCCCAAAACACAGGCGAGACUGCAGGCGGGGCCGGGCUGUCAGCGCCCCCGUUCGCCACCAGAGGGCAGCAUCGCCUCGCUGAGCGCAGUCCGCCGCCGAGUCUGGUGGCCUCUGCUGAUUGGCUAACCCCCACCGUCUCCCUGGCAACCGUCUCCUCCCUCUCCCAGCGCCCCGCCCGCCGCCAGGGGCCAGUGCGAUGCGCGGCCGCCGCCCAGCCGCCCUGUCCCCGCGCCUGGGCCCUGGACCCCGGGCCAGCCCCGCGGCGGCAGCAGCUGGGGCCCCUCCCAGCUUCCCUGCUUGCACCGGGGCCGAGGAGGUCCCCGUGCCCGUCUUUCCCACUUUCUGCCCGAAACCGAGGGAGGGACAGAGGGCGAGCUCGCAUCCAGGGCAAACGCCGCUGCCGCCUCGCUCGGAGCAGCCGGACACUCCCAGGCCCCGGCUGCCCUUUCCUGCCCGACAGACGGCGGCGGCGCGGGCAUCGCAGAGGAAAACACGCCCUAGCACAACGGGCGGGAGCUCGCCCCGCUGGCACAGGCGAGAGGCUGAUGAAACGGGAGACGCUGGCGGCCGCCUCUGGUCCUCCUGGGCCAUCUGGAGUCCGUCCAUGGGCGUGUUCCCGGCCUGCCCCACGUUCCAGAAGGUUCCACACAUCGGUCCCAAACAUCGCCAUGGCAACAGCCUCCUUCCUUUUUAUUAAACAUGAAUAAAAAGGCUUUCAAAGGAGAGCAGCCGGUGUGCGCCCAAGGCCCCCUGGCACCUGGCUCCCAGGUGGGAGGUGCAGGUGCCCCAGCCCCCGGGCUCCCCGAGGAAGGGCUUGGGGAGUCUGUGUGUUCGCUCAGCCCUCCCCGGGGUUCCACCUGGGGCUCCCCUGCCCCCUCUUCCCCGGCCCCUUCUUCCUCAUCCUUCAGUCAUGGCUGAGACCCCGAGACGCCUGGCUGGGCUGCGGGCUCGCUCUGCACGCCCUGGGCCC